AUGGACCAGCGGAUGCUUCUUUUAACACGGCCUACUUGCGAUGUUAUUUUAUUGAGGUUGCAAUGUACUCCGUAUUACUUUUACCCCUUACUGCUGACCCCUCUGCUCACAUCGGAAACGCUUAUAAGACCCACGCGGCAUACUCCAAAAUUUGCUUGCGAUCUAAAGACUCUUCUGAAACCCAUAUGCCACUCACGGAAGACCCUAUUGUUUGAUGGAAUUAUGCUCACUAUUGUUACCAAAGCUAGAUAUCGAGGAAUGAAUUACCACCCCCGGAAAAAAGGAAAAACGACUGAGGACGCACGAAUACGCCUAAGCCGACUACAACAAGUAACUCGAGAGUGCAUCUUAUGCAUGGAAAUCCGCUCACCCAAGCAUUGCAAUCCGGUAUUUUAG
This is a messenger RNA of Kuraishia capsulata CBS 1993, 396 nucleotides long. RefSeq lists its product as uncharacterized. Lineage: Eukaryota; Fungi; Ascomycota; Pichiomycetes; Pichiales; Pichiaceae. The transcript has a single exon. Bases 1 to 396 code for a protein of 131 amino acids. The record is from RefSeq and is a predicted model, not a curated record.